Molecule: messenger RNA, 472 nt
Organism: Lates calcarifer (barramundi perch)
Lineage: Eukaryota; Metazoa; Chordata; Actinopteri; Centropomidae
Product: histone H2B 1.1
Exons: 1
Coding region: 50-424 (124 amino acids)
Cellular component (GO): nucleosome
Molecular function (GO): DNA binding; protein heterodimerization activity; structural constituent of chromatin
Source: RefSeq, a predicted model, not a curated record
UCACAGGCGACAGAGCUCAUCCACGAGAAGAAUCUCACAGGAACCGAAGAUGCCCGCUGAUCCAGUGAAAGCACCGAAGAAAGGCUCAAAGAAAGCUGUUUCUAAGAGCGUCACUAAGACCGGCAAGAAGAAGAGAAAGACCAGGAAGGAGAGCUAUGCCAUCUAUGUCUACAAGGUCCUGAAGCAGGUCCACCCCGAUACUGGGAUUUCCUCCAAGGCCAUGCUGAUCAUGAACUCCUUUGUCAGCGAUAUCUUUGAACGCAUCGCCGGUGAGGCCUCCCGCCUGGCUCACUACAACAAGAGGUCCACCAUCACCUCCAGGGAGAUCCAGACCGCCGUCCGCCUCCUGCUGCCCGGUGAGCUGGCCAAGCACGCCGUGUCCGAGGGAACAAAGGCCGUGACCAAGUACACCAGCUCCAAGUAAACCUGCUCUUUACUCCAACCACACAAAGGCCCUUCUCAGGGCCACCCA